Molecule: messenger RNA, 3788 nt
Organism: Tupaia belangeri chinensis (Chinese tree shrew)
Lineage: Eukaryota; Metazoa; Chordata; Mammalia; Scandentia; Tupaiidae
Gene: RHOQ
Product: ras homolog family member Q
Exons: 5
Coding region: 66-683 (205 amino acids)
Biological process (GO): small GTPase-mediated signal transduction
Molecular function (GO): GTPase activity; GTP binding
Source: RefSeq, a predicted model, not a curated record
GGCGGAGCCCGGGACCGGGGCGGGGGCUCCGGGGGGACCAUGCCCGGAGGCCGGCCGGCCGCAGCAUGGCUCACGGGCCGGGCGCGCUGAUGCUCAAGUGCGUGGUGGUCGGCGAUGGGGCGGUGGGCAAGACGUGCCUACUCAUGAGCUAUGCCAACGACGCCUUCCCCGAGGAGUACGUGCCCACCGUCUUCGACCACUACGCAGUCAGCGUCACCGUGGGGGGCAAGCAGUACCUCUUGGGACUCUAUGACACCGCUGGACAGGAAGACUAUGAUCGUCUGAGGCCUUUGUCUUAUCCCAUGACGGAUGUCUUCCUUAUAUGCUUCUCUGUGGUAAAUCCAGCCUCAUUUCAAAAUGUGAAAGAGGAGUGGGUACCAGAACUUAAGGAAUACGCACCAAAUGUACCCUUUUUAUUAAUAGGCACUCAGAUUGAUCUCCGAGAUGACCCCAAAACUUUAGCAAGAUUGAAUGAUAUGAAAGAAAAACCUAUAUGUGUGGAACAAGGACAGAAGCUAGCAAAAGAGAUAGGUGCAUGCUGCUAUGUGGAAUGUUCAGCUUUAACCCAGAAGGGAUUGAAGACUGUUUUUGAUGAGGCUAUCAUAGCCAUUUUAACCCCAAAGAAACACACAGUAAAAAAAAGAAUAGGAUCAAGAUGUAUAAACUGUUGUUUGAUUACGUGAGAAACAUCUUCAGUGGCCAAGAAAACUGUCCAUUUCUCUCAGAAAGCAUAUGAAAUGCUACACCUAUACUCAGACCUCUUAUAAUGAAGCAGUUUAAAACUUGAAAAGAAAAAAAAACAAAAAAACAAAAAAACCUGUCCUCAGAAUUCUAAAAAGUUCAUUAAGAAUGUUUCUUAAAGGUCUAAGAAGCAGUAAACAGCAUCUGAAGCCACAAUCUAUUAUAAAUACUUUAUUUCAACUAGAAGGUACAAUCUCUCAGGGGUUUCAUAGUUUAAAAAGCUACAAUCACAUCAUGUUAUAACUACAUAAAAAAACAGUGCUGUAAAUGGAACUGCUUGGCUUUGACCAUAUACAUUUCUGCACAGCCCUUAUGGAAUCUGCACAAAGAAAUAUCUUCUUUGCUUCAGUUAAUUGUUCUUGUAUGUAAGUUGCUUUCUAUUCCAGUAUAUCCAGAGUGGUGAAAUAACAAGGCCAGCCACAUAGCCAAAGGUCGCUCCAAGCGUACAGGAGAUGGGCCAUACCUGAGGAGAGAAUGUAGGAGAUCGAAAAGAACAAAUGUUUUACUAUUACUUGAGCACAAGUUAAAUGUAAUCUAAAUAUUUCUAUAUUAAAGCUUAAUGUGCUUUCUUAAAGAAUGCCAAAAGUGUAAUAAGGUCAUAAAUGCAUUUAUCAUCAACACUAAAAAGUGUACACAUUUUAGUUAAUGUGCAUUAAACUGUAACAAGGCUUCUGGCAAUUGUAGCUUUAGUUUGAUGCUCCCCAAAGUGCAUGAGAUACAUGCUAAAAUUACAGAUUAAAAUUUUGGGUCAAACUCCAUAAUCUUGGACUCAAUUUAGCUCUUGGAACUAGUUGGUGAUUUUUUUUUCCUAAAUUCCCACAUUGUGUACAUCAAAUGAAUGAGAAUGCAUAUGCUGGCCAAAUCACAAGAAACUUUAUUUAAGUUGUAUUAAAAAAGAAAGAUCUAGAAUUCAAGCAUGCUACAUGGAAUUUGUAACAAAGCUGCUGCUUCCAUAAUAAAACUAAUGUCACUCUUCAGAUACAGAUACUGGAACCACAGCAAAGGUUAAAACUACAACUUUACACACCAAGAAAGUCAGCUAAAUACUGGCUUUCAAAUACCCAUUUUCUCCAGCUGUGUUACAUUUCACAAUAGUACAUCAAGCCAGAAGUAAAAUAAUGUUAAUUUCAUCCAUGAGCAGUGUGUAUUGGUCCCUAGGUAAAGGCUCUGUUAAAAAAAAAGUUGAAGAAAAAUUUUCAUGUUCAUUGUGAAGUUUAUUUGGUAUACUGGAGCCAUUUCUAAUCUUUCUCUGGGGAGACGGGCCAUAGACCUGUUAGAGGUGAACCAUCUUAAUUAUUAGCUCUGUUACUUAAUUCAUUUUGUUUGGUCUGCUGUGGAUCUGCCUUAUUCCACUACCAUGCAACAGAUGAUAGUGUUAGACAAAGCUUCAGUGUGAACAACCUAAUGCAGUUUAGACAAACAUAAUCUAAUCCAUAACUUUUUUUUUUUUUGCAGCUUUCCCACAUUUAAACUGUUGUCUAAAUUAUUAUUUCUUUAUGUCUUUGGUGGGCCUCUGUUAAUUUCCAUGACUUGAGAUUAUAGCUACGUCUGUUGCACAGAUUGGGUAAUGGAACACUAAACUUUUAUACUUGAAAACGACAGCCUUAAAUGCUCUUAUCAGUCACAAAUCUAGGAUGUACUGUCUUGUAUGUGAGCUUUGUAGAGAUUUUUAGAUACAUAAGCCUCAUCUUCCCCAACGAAGAAUGGAGAAAGUCUACUGGAUACUAAUCAGGAAGCUUCUUGCUGAACUGGACAUUGGAUGUCUUCUUUCUCCUAAGAAACGAAGGUUCCCAUUAAAUAUCAUGGCCUUAUGUAUGGGCAAAUGGAAUCUUAUGUAACUUUCUCUUUAAUUUUGGCCUGCUAUUUUUAGAUAGGAUUGAAAGGAAUUGUAUAAAUCAGUUAACAUUAUUAGUUAAGUUGUCCAACACAUGGUAUAAAGGAAUUAAGACAGUAAAGUAUUAUACCUUUCCAACUUGCCUUUGGGGAUUUGAUGGGGAUUUAUUUUUUUCAAAUUCACAUCUCUGAAACCCUUCACAUCCAUGGUUUACGAGCCAAUGAAAGUUAAAAUCUAGAAUCUGUCCUGCCCUAAGUGAACUGUAUUAGGAAUCUGGAAACAAACCGAUGUUUUAUCUGUUUCCUGGCUGGGCCUCAGUUUCCUCAUUUUUUUGUAAAUAUGGGAGGUAGAACAGAUGAGUUCCACUCUCUCUCCCAUUUAUCAACUUUUAUGAUUUCCUUAUUAACAAUACCACUAUUGGACAUACCUUUUCAUCUUCACAUUCUCGAGAUGGUAAAAAUCAUGUAUAUAGAUAAUUAGAACUCUAAGCAAAGAUGAUUGUAUCAUCGAACCUGAGGUGCCUUAGGUACUCUAUUGACCUUGAUGGGGUUUGGAGUUUCCCAUCGCUUAUUACGAGCUUUUUAAUUGCUUGGUUCUUUAGUAUUUCUUUUUGCCAAAUCCUUCCUGCCAUUUUAACUAAAAGCCAAAGAUUUGUUUUCUGUUCAUAAGCCGAUUGUAGAAAAAUUGCCUUAUUUUCAGAAGCAUGUCUUCAUUAAAGGCUUAGGUUUUAAUAGAAAUUCCAACUAAUUGCUGGGAUGACUAUUUCAAACUCGUGAAAUUUCUGGGAAGUAAAAAUACUUCAAAAUAUUUUACUGAUGAAUUUUGCUAGUGAAUGAAAGAAAUGUGUAGUUAAUCAGUUUUUGCCUACAGAGAAUCAGUUUUAAAGUUCUUAAACAAAAAUAAUUUUAGGGGCUCCCUGAAAUCUUAUUUAAUGCUUUGCUAACUUACACUCUUAUUCUAUCUCUACAGGUACACUGUAGGUUAGCCCAUGCUGAGUUAUCAUAUUGCCAAUAAGGAGAGACUGAAUUAAUGGCUUUUGUUAUGAAUUAUUUUAGUUACUUUACACACUGCUUCCAUUUGAUUUUAAUUAUUAAUCUGAAAUACCAAAUUAAAUACUGGUUUGUUGGUUGAUGUUUUUUAAGUGGUUGUUACUUUAACAGUGUCCCUUCCUAACACAUGGGGUUACAAAUAAAAUAAUAUGCGUAGUUUACUA